This is a messenger RNA of Suillus bovinus, 1142 nucleotides long. RefSeq names its product HAD-like protein. The record is from RefSeq and is a predicted model, not a curated record. Bases 241 to 1089 code for a protein of 282 amino acids. NCBI's taxonomy places the organism in Eukaryota, Fungi, Basidiomycota, Agaricomycetes, Boletales, Suillaceae. The transcript is spliced from 9 exons.
CGGAACAACUAACCUGGACACAAUAACUCAAAUGCCUGAUGUUUGCGUCCAAUUUGCCGCCGGGACACAUAUGGACCGGUAACUUGUAUUUAGAAUGCCGUAACUUCCCAAGUUCAUGAAUUCUUCUUCAUUGUGCCGCCUGCAGCUGUUCGGUUUGACAAAGCUCCGUGUGCGGCAGCGAUCAUUAGUCGGUUACUAUUGCGUUUGUGGAAGGAGCCGACGGGUUCGUUCGUUUAACCGAUGUCUUCUCCCCAUCUGAAGGCCAUUAUUUUUGAUAUCGGUGGCGUCGUCCUCCAUAGCCCGUUCAUCGCAAUCGAUGAGUUUGAGCUGGAGAAAGGCCUCCCAAAGAAUUAUCUGAAUGUUUCGAUAACCUCCUGGGGGCCGAAUGGUGCCUGGCAGAAAUUCGAACGUGGAGAGCUAUCGCUCUUUACAUUUUAUGAAGACUUUGGACGUGACUUGUCUGACACAGACAAUGGUAACAAAUGGUACGCGGAAUACUGUGCUCGCAAAUCAAUAGAGCUCCCGCCGGCUUUACCAACGGUGCUUGAUAUUGAUGGCCGCGAGCUUUUUGGUAGGAUGAUGCGACAGUCUACAGCCUAUGAUUGCCACAUCCUACGGGCCAUUCACCGGAUAAGAGCCUCUGGAAGAUGGCUUAUUAUCGCUCUAACUAAUAAUUACUCGAAGCACAUCACGGAUUCUUCUUCUUCGACACCCCUGGCUGCAGGACAACCUCCUAUACGAGUUCCCGACUCGGAGUUGCAGUUCUUAGGAUGGGAAGAUAGGGCAAAAAUUCAUCUCCGUACGUUAUUCGACGACUUCUGUGACUCCAGCGAGUUAGGCAUGCGGAAACCUGAUCCCGAAUUUUAUCUUCUUGCCUGUCACCGAAAUGGCAUUCGUCCCGGAGAAGCCGUCUUCCUUGAUGAUAUAGGAAUGAACCUGAAGCCUGCUCGCGUUCUUGGCAUGGAGACCAUCCAUGUUCCGAUAGGUGGCACUCUUGAUGCAGUCAAACAGUUGGAGGGGAAAUUAGGCAUCGACCUUACCAGUGACCUUGACCAUGACGACACAACAUCUGCUAAAGUUAAGCUUUGAAAGCUAUAGCUAUAGUUUGAUGGUAUCACGAUUUGUACGAACACCUCCGCGGA